Messenger RNA from Lucilia sericata (common green bottle fly), 2364 nucleotides. It is a transcript of the gene sra, whose product is annotated as protein sarah. Gene Ontology annotation, molecular function: nucleic acid binding; calcium-dependent protein serine/threonine phosphatase regulator activity. Lineage: Eukaryota; Metazoa; Arthropoda; Insecta; Diptera; Calliphoridae. The transcript has 2 exons. Gene Ontology annotation, biological process: calcium-mediated signaling. The record is from RefSeq and is a predicted model, not a curated record. Bases 279 to 1073 code for a protein of 264 amino acids. Gene Ontology annotation, cellular component: nucleus; cytoplasm.
CUGUUAAUGUUUGUCGGCACAGUUCUCUGUGUUCAGAUAAAAUCAUUGGGAAAACUAAAACAAAAUACACACAAAUACUAAAAUUUUAAAAAUAAUAGAAAAUUUAUUACUUUAUACGUAUUAUCUUACAUAAAUUAUUAAAUAAAUACAAAGAAUUAACGGUUUUAAAAGUUUAUAUUGAUAACAAUUCUUACUAAAUUCCAACAAUUUCUUGGCACAUAAAAUAUUGAAUUAUUUACUGCACUUUUUCAUCUGGAAAAAACUCAUCAUCUUCCAUCAUGUCUUCUUCACAUUCAAAUGCGCAAAGUAAUGAUAAUUCUACAUCAGCUAGCAAAAAUAUUGGUAAUAGCAAAACAAAUUCUGCUCAGAAUAGUAGUGGUUCGGACAGCAUGGAUAAGGUAUCGCCUGAUCAGGAUAUAUAUAUAAAUCCGGCUGAUGGUUUGCCUAGUCAACAUCCAACGUUGGCUGAUGGUGAAAUUGACAGCAGUACUGAGCCUGAAAUAGAUCCAGAUUCAUUUGAUGACUUGCCUACAUCAAUUAUCGUUACUAAUAUACAUUCGGAGGUGUUUGCUAGUCCUGAACUUAAACAGGAAAUGGAGGACUUAUUCCGUAUGUUCAGUGACAAAGCAACAUUUCAGUGGUUGCGAAGUUUUAGACGUCUCCGAGUUAACUACGAUAAUGCUAUAGCAGCUGCGAAUGCUCGCAUUAAAUUGCACCAGUAUGAAUUCAAUAAGAAAACUGUUAUAACGUGUUAUUUUGCACAGCCGGUAACUCCUGUAUCCAACAAAAAUCUUCAGCCACCAGCUCCGGUGAAACAAUUCCUAAUAUCACCUCCUGCUUCUCCUCCAGCCGGCUGGGAACCGAGAGAAGAGAAUGAGCCAUUAGUUAAUCAUGAUUUGUUGGCUGCUUUGGCUAGUCUCACCCCUGGCGAAUCUCACGAAUUACAUCCUCAAAGUGAAGAUCAGCCCGCAAUCAUUGUACACACAGCAAGAUUACCAGAAACUGCAACAGAUGUCAUCAGUGCCGCUUCAAAGAUGCCAAUAGUCCCAACCAAAUGUCCCGAAAGAGCAUAAACAAAAAAAUCAAAAAGUACCCAACUAAUCAAGUCUUUAUGAAGUUUGACUCAGACUUUACAUGUUGCAAACAAACAAAAUAUAUUUAUUUUUUUCUUUUGUUAUUUGUAGGCUGUUGUUUGUUUUAAAACUGAAGCUAAUUAAUUAUACAUACAUAAUAGAAAAACAACAAAAGAUAAAAGAAAAAAACUCAAUGUUUUAAAUGUAACACAUAAAAAUUGUUGAAUAUUUGAAUUUCAGUUUAGUUUUCGUUAAAUAUUUAUCGAAGCACUAGCUUAAACGAAACAUUUUAAUUUUUCCUACUAUUUUCAACAUGGAUUUCUUAAACGCACAUUAUCGAUUUUUACUUGCUAACGACAGAGCCUGGGAGAGAACUCAGACGAACUGAUGAUAAACUGCAAAGAAUGUUAAAAAAAGUUGUUGUUAAGUAAAUUCUUCAAAGUACUGAUGGUUUUGCUAAAACUGUUGCAAGCAUCGAAUCGAUCAAUGUCUUUUAGACUUGAAACCAUACGAAUGAUAUUGUGAUUAAGUAUAAAAUAUUUAUAUAUAUUUAUAGUUUUUUAUUAGAUAUAAAAAAAGAACAAAAAAUGUUAUUACAAAUAAACCAUGAAUUUAUGUGUAUUACCUACAUAACUAAUUAGAACUCAUGGCUUGUAUGUAGGAUAAGUUUAUUACAAAUUGCCUAAAACUGAAAUAGAUGUUAUCAAGAAAUACAUUCUCCAAUCUAACUUGCGAGUAUAAACCCGAAACAAUUUAAAGCUAUUACACAAUUUAUAUUCUUAAUAUACCAUAAUGGAAAUUUUAUUAUUAUUUUUUUAUGAAAUUAAUUAAAAAUUAAGAUUCGAAGAAUGUAAUUAAUAAUAAUAAUAAUUAUGUUAUCUCUUGUUGUACUAAUUUUAUUUCUAUAAAUAUUAAUUAAAUAAGAAAACCAAACAAAACUAAUACAGCUACAAUGUAUGUAUUUUUUUAUAAGCUCUGCUUUAAAUGUAUCCAGAGCUUAUUUAGUUCAUACUGUAACACAUUAUUCCGAUACUGUAUUUGCACACUCCUCCACAUCUUCACUGAAAUAAAACACAGACUUGUUUGUGUAUCUUUAUGUAGUUGAAAGCAGCUGAAAGAGAUUUGUCCUUAACUGCAGAGAAACACUUAAGAAAACACGAAAAAAAAAUAAUUAAAAAUACUAUCGAAUCACAAAAAUACCUGUAUAUAGUUUAAGUUAAAAUAACAAAAUUGUAUGUAAUGGAAAAUGUUUAAUGAAUUUAAAUAAAUAAAAACAAAAUUUAUGAAGAUA